AUGCGCGGGGUCAACAGCCGUUUGGGCCACUGGAAGAAGGCGUACCGGGACCUCACGGAGGCACAGCAUUUGAAGUACGACCCAGAUACCCAGGACAUGCACAAGCUGGUGGCCGGGAAGCUGGGCGUCACUUUGACGGGCCCCGGCUUCACGGAGGCGGAGCCAAAGAAGCGGAGAAACCGAGAGAACAAAAGCUCGCCUCCCCGGAUGUCGGUACCUGACCCGAUCAUCCCCGACUUCCUCUUCCCAGCGCCGGUGGCCGCCCCGGAAGCGCCGCUUGAGAAGGGCCAAGCAGUCCUGUUGAUAGGUCUCCAGAAGGCUCCACACCUCAACGGUCGCAGGGGCGUGGUGGAGCGAGAGGACCCGCGGCCUGCCUCCAAAGGACGCUUCGAGGUGGAGAUCCGAUUGGAUGGAGGGCACUUGGAGGUGAAAUCCAUCAAGCGCGAGAACAUCCAGACCCUGAACAAGGUGGACCGAGAGGCGUGCAAGGCCUGGUCCAAAGCUGAGAAGCUCCACAAAGAAGCGAGGGACAAGCGAGAACAGCAGGAGGAGAUUCAGAAGUACCGAAACGUGGUGGAGGCCGCCCUGGCUGCACUCACCGGAGAUUAG
Effrenium voratum is the source of this 609-nucleotide messenger RNA. NCBI's taxonomy places the organism in Eukaryota, Dinophyceae, Suessiales, Symbiodiniaceae. The record is from the annotation of a GenBank genome assembly.